UACCUGCCUCUGUCUUUCAGCCAAGCAAGGCUGUGUCUCCAACUCUCAGAACACUGUGGAGCUCUCCUGCAGGAGCAUAGACUGAUGCUUCUGGGUUUCCUGGACCCCAGUUACCAGCACCCUGAGCUCCCUGCUGCAGGCAGCUGGAAGGCAUAGAGGAAAGUACGCUUCUCAGCCCCAAUUAUGACAGUGGCUACCGGAGACCCAGUGGAUGAGGCUGCUGCCCUCCCUGGGCACCCACAGGAUACCUAUGACCCAGAGGCAGACCACGAGUGCUGUGAGAGGGUGGUGAUCAACAUCUCAGGCCUGAGGUUCGAGACUCAGCUAAAGACCUUAGCUCAGUUCCCAGAGACCCUCUUAGGGGACCCCAAGAAACGGAUGAGGUACUUCGACCCCCUCCGCAACGAGUACUUUUUCGAUCGCAACCGCCCUAGCUUUGAUGCCAUUUUGUACUACUACCAGUCCGGAGGCAGGUUGAGGCGACCUGUAAAUGUGCCCUUAGAUAUAUUCUCCGAAGAAAUCCGGUUUUAUGAGCUAGGAGAAGAAGCGAUGGAGAUGUUCCGGGAGGAUGAAGGCUACAUCAAGGAAGAAGAGCGUCCUCUGCCCGAAAAUGAGUUUCAGAGACAGGUGUGGCUUCUCUUUGAAUACCCUGAGAGCUCGGGACCCGCCAGGAUUAUAGCCAUUGUGUCUGUCAUGGUCAUUCUGAUCUCGAUUGUCAGCUUUUGUCUGGAAACCUUGCCCAUCUUCCGGGAUGAGAAUGAGGACAUGCACGGUGGUGGGGUGACCUUCCACACCUACUCCAACAGCACAAUCGGGUACCAGCAAUCCACCUCCUUCACUGACCCUUUCUUCAUCGUAGAGACUCUCUGCAUCAUCUGGUUCUCCUUUGAGUUUCUGGUGAGAUUCUUCGCCUGCCCCAGCAAAGCUGGCUUCUUCACCAACAUCAUGAACAUCAUUGACAUCGUGGCCAUCAUCCCUUACUUUAUCACCCUGGGGACAGAGUUAGCCGAGAAGCCAGAGGACGCCCAGCAAGGCCAGCAGGCCAUGUCACUGGCCAUUCUCCGUGUCAUCCGGUUGGUAAGAGUCUUUAGGAUUUUCAAGUUGUCCAGACACUCCAAAGGUCUGCAGAUUCUAGGUCAGACCCUCAAAGCCAGCAUGAGGGAAUUGGGCCUCCUGAUAUUCUUCCUCUUCAUUGGGGUCAUCCUCUUCUCUAGUGCUGUCUAUUUUGCAGAAGCCGAUGAGCGGGAGUCCCAGUUCCCCAGCAUCCCGGAUGCUUUCUGGUGGGCAGUCGUCUCCAUGACAACUGUAGGCUAUGGAGACAUGGUUCCAACUACCAUUGGGGGAAAGAUAGUGGGCUCUCUGUGUGCAAUUGCAGGUGUGUUAACCAUUGCCUUACCAGUACCAGUCAUAGUGUCUAAUUUCAAUUACUUCUACCACCGGGAGACAGAGGGGGAGGAGCAGGCUCAGUACUUGCAAGUGACAAGCUGUCCAAAGAUCCCGUCCUCCCCUGACCUAAAGAAAAGUAGAAGUGCCUCUACCAUAAGUAAGUCUGAUUACAUGGAGAUACAGGAGGGAGUAAACAACAGCAAUGAGGACUUUAGAGAGGAGAACUUAAAAACAGCCAACUGUACCUUGGCUAACACAAACUAUGUGAAUAUUACCAAAAUGUUAACUGAUGUCUGACUGAAACCUAUUAAUGUACUCACAGCUUAACAGGACUAAUGCAGAUGUUGCAUAAUAGCCUGCAUUGUAGUCAGUGUUCUACAGUGUGCAUCUGGUUCUGCAUGGAAAGCAACAGUCGUGCAAAUGACUUUUGAUCUUUUGAUUUUCGAUUUAGAACACAGAAUACUUACCAUGGCUUUCAUGAAAUCGUCAUCGCCAACUUAACAGGUUUCCAAAGAUGAGAGUCACCCAUGGAGCCAGCAUCUG
Molecule: messenger RNA, 1929 nt
Organism: Acomys russatus (golden spiny mouse)
Lineage: Eukaryota; Metazoa; Chordata; Mammalia; Rodentia; Muridae
Gene: Kcna2
Product: potassium voltage-gated channel subfamily A member 2
Biological process (GO): protein homooligomerization; potassium ion transmembrane transport
Cellular component (GO): axon terminus; dendrite; juxtaparanode region of axon
Molecular function (GO): delayed rectifier potassium channel activity; protein binding
Source: RefSeq, a predicted model, not a curated record